Papilio polytes (common Mormon) is the source of this 1035-nucleotide messenger RNA. It is a transcript of the gene mRpL4, whose product is annotated as 39S ribosomal protein L4, mitochondrial. NCBI's taxonomy places the organism in Eukaryota, Metazoa, Arthropoda, Insecta, Lepidoptera, Papilionidae. The transcript has 2 exons. Bases 120 to 974 code for a protein of 284 amino acids. The record is from RefSeq and is a predicted model, not a curated record. Gene Ontology annotation, cellular component: ribosome. Gene Ontology annotation, biological process: translation. Gene Ontology annotation, molecular function: structural constituent of ribosome.
AAGUUUUUGUAGGUUAUGUUUUGUGUUAUGUCAAUCGUUGAUUCUAAGUUUUUAGAUUUGAAAAAGUUACCUUUCUUGAAUAUAAAUAAAUUCUAGUAUUAUUUAAUGCGGUAAACAUAAUGAAGUCCGUAUUAAUUAAUGCUUUUAAGAGGCUCAAUCUAUCUAUAAGGCCGCAAAUUAAGGUUAUUUCUUCGACUUAUUCUACUGCAGUUACUACCCCAAAUACGUUAAGUGUAACGCAGAAAGAAUGGAAGUUUCCUCCUGUAUACACAAAACCACGCGAGGUAUGGAUCGAAAAUUUAGAUACAGUCGAAGAAAAGAAAUUAGGCUUAUUUGAGUUACAUCCGUCAGUGUACGCGGCGAUGCCUCGAAUAGACAUUAUCCACCGUAACUUUGUAUGGCAAACGAAGUAUAGAUGGGUAUCAUGGGCGCAUACGAAAACUAGAGCUGAAGUGCGAGGUGGUGGAAAGAAACCUUGGCCUCAAAAGGGAUUAGGUCGUGCACGACAUGGCUCUAUACGUUCACCGUUAUGGCGCGGCGGUGGAGUAGUUCACGGGCCGCGAUCUGGUAAAACACACUUCUUUAUGUUGCCGUUUCACUUAAGAAUUCAAGGUCUGACAUCAACAUUGUCAGCAAAGCUUGCACAAGAUGAUCUGCAUGUUGUCAACAAUUUAGAACUACCGACUGACGAACCAAAUUAUCUGGCAGAUUUAAUUGAAAACAGAAAUUGGGGUCCUUCUGUACUGAUAAUUGACGAUACUGAUAUAGCUCCAAGAAACAUAACAGUGGCAACAGAUUCACUUCCGCAUGUCAAUAUAAUGCCUGUUUAUGGUCUGAAUGUGUACUCAAUGUUGAAACAUGACACAUUAGUAUUGACUUUAGCUGCCGCUGAGAGGAUAGAAGAAAGAAUCUUACAUCACCUACACUCUAUCACAACUGAACAACAGAGAGAGUUCAAAUUAAGUCAAGUAUAAUUUAAAAUAUAAACAUACAUAUAGAUAAUCAAUAUUGUUUUAAUAAAAAAUAGCUUUUUAA